AUGUCUUCGUUAUUGACUAACGAAUACUUCAAAGACUACUACCACAACCCGACUCCUGUUGAAGUGGGUACUAUGAUUGCUAUCUUAGAGAUCGGCGCACUUUUUUCCUCCUUCAUAGCUGGAAGAGUAGGUGACAUCGUUGGCAGAAGAAGAACCAUUAGAUACGGGUCUUUCAUUUUUGUAGUAGGCGGUCUUGUACAAGCUACUUCGGUCAAUAUUGUCAAUCUCUCACUAGGAAGAUUGAUUGCCGGUAUUGCCAUUGGCUUUUUGACAACCAUCAUCCCAUGCUACCAGUCUGAAAUCAGCCCCCCAGACGAUAGAGGUUUCUAUGCCUGUUUGGAGUUCACCGGAAAUAUCAUUGGAUAUGCUAGUAGUAUUUGGGUAGACUACGGGUUUUCAUUUUUAGACAAUGAUUUCAGCUGGAGGAGCCCAUUGUAUGUUCAGGUUGUUAUUGGCUCCAUGUUAUUUAUUGGUUCAUUCCUUAUUGUAGAAACCCCUAGAUGGCUCUUGGAUCACAACCAUGAUAUCGAAGGCAUGAUUGUCAUUUCUGACUUGUAUGCAGAUGGUGAUGUGGAAGACGAUGAUGCUAUUGCUGAGUACAGAAACAUAAAGGAAAGUGUCUUGAUAGCCAGAGUUGAAGGCGGAGAGAGAUCGUACCAGUAUUUGUUCACCAAAUAUACCAAGAGACUUUCUGUGGCAUGCUUUUCGCAAAUGUUUGCCCAGAUGAAUGGUAUAAACAUGGUAUCUUACUAUGCUCCUAUGAUCUUCGAAUCUGCUGGCUGGGUUGGUAGACAAGCUAUCUUGAUGACUGGUAUCAACUCCAUUAUCUACAUCUUUAGUACCAUUCCUCCAUGGUACUUAGUUGAUUCUUGGGGCAGAAAACCUUUGCUUUUAUCUGGAUCUGUGCUCAUGGGUGUUCCGCUCUUAACCAUUGCUUGUUCGUUAUUCUUAAACAACACAUACACACCCGGGGUUGUGGUUGGCAGUGUAAUCGUAUUCAAUGCUGCUUUUGGAUACAGUUGGGGUCCAAUUCCUUGGCUCAUGAGCGAAGUGUUCCCUAACUCAGUUAGAUCAAAAGGUGCUGCCAUGUCUACUGCAACCAACUGGCUCUUUAACUUUAUUGUUGGAGAGAUGACACCUAUUUUGUUGGAUACAAUUACCUGGAGAACUUACUUGAUCCCGGCAACUUCGUGUGUAUUAUCGUUUUUUGCUGUUGGAUUUUUAUUUCCAGAGACCAAGGGUUUAGCAUUGGAGGAUAUGGGCUCCGUAUUCGAUGAUAAUUCGUCAAUAUUUUCAUAUCACUCAACUCCUUCCACUGGGUAUGGUGCGACCGAGUCUAACAGUAAUGCCAGGAGAGCAAGUGUCAUCUCUUCAGAAAACUACCAGGAUAGUUUGCAUCAGACAGCGGCUUCAUUGGCUAGAAAUCCUUCAAGCAUGAGGCCUGAUUACGAUGGCAUAAUCACAGGAGCUGCUACCCUUUCGCCAGUACCACCAUUAAAACCAAUAAACAUUUCCAGCAAUAUUCCGCAGGAAAUUGAACCACCAACCUUUGAUGAAAUCUUUAAGUACAAGUUGAAUGAGAUGGAA
This is a messenger RNA of Scheffersomyces stipitis CBS 6054, 1587 nucleotides long. RefSeq names its product Hgt3p (gene HGT3). Gene Ontology annotation, biological process: carbohydrate transport; transmembrane transport. The annotation marks the transcript as partial. Gene Ontology annotation, molecular function: carbohydrate:proton symporter activity. The record is from RefSeq and is a predicted model, not a curated record. The transcript is spliced from 2 exons. Gene Ontology annotation, cellular component: membrane. NCBI's taxonomy places the organism in Eukaryota, Fungi, Ascomycota, Pichiomycetes, Serinales, Debaryomycetaceae.